Galleria mellonella (greater wax moth) is the source of this 4653-nucleotide messenger RNA. It is a transcript of the gene AdoR, whose product is annotated as adenosine receptor A3. The record is from RefSeq and is a predicted model, not a curated record. Gene Ontology annotation, molecular function: G protein-coupled adenosine receptor activity. Bases 404 to 1732 code for a protein of 442 amino acids. NCBI's taxonomy places the organism in Eukaryota, Metazoa, Arthropoda, Insecta, Lepidoptera, Pyralidae. Gene Ontology annotation, biological process: adenylate cyclase-activating G protein-coupled receptor signaling pathway; G protein-coupled adenosine receptor signaling pathway. Gene Ontology annotation, cellular component: membrane. The transcript has 3 exons.
GUUUCGCGCGUCGGCGUAGGGCGUGCGUCCCGACGAUGUCAAGCUGGCGUUUCGCGCCAAAUCGCGCCCGCAGUGACGGGAAGCGCGCCUCGCGAGAGUGUCAUUCUCGACCGUACUUCUGAUUGACCAUAUUUCGGUCACUGAUUACGAAUUACAAAAAAAAAUUGACCUACAACCUACAACAGUAACUAAAUAUUUUACGUAUGUUAUUUCGUGUUUCAUUAAUUUUAAAUGUAAAAAUGUAUGUAAAUUUGAUAUUUAAGUGUCUGCGAAAAAAAUUAAAACAUUUUCCGGACCUAGUUGCAAACUGAAGUCAAUUCAAUCCUACAAGGGACAUAAAUGGCAGCGACGGGUCAAAUUAUGGGGUAAACUUUUUUGUAGUGAGAUCAUAUCGGAAGUCGCUAUGGCAGAAGAUCUAGAGGUAGAGACGACAACAUUCGGACCUGGACCUCAUCGGACUCCUACAACGGAGCUCCAUGCCACUUACACUACUCUUGAAAUUUUAGUGGCACUGGUAGCUGUUGUGGGCAAUGCAAUGGUGAUUUAUGUGUUCCGCCGUGACAGGCGGCUGCGACGUCGUACCAACUAUUAUAUCGUGUCUCUGGCAACUGCCGACUUCCUGGUUGGACUGUUCGGGAUACCGUUCGCGAUCUUAGCAUCAGUGGGCCUCCCGAGAAACCUUCACGCCUGUCUGUUCACUGUGUCCUUAUUGGUGAUGUUGUGUACAAUCAGCAUCUUUUGCCUGGUGGCCGUGUCCGUUGACCGCUACUGGGCUAUCUUGUAUCCGAUGUGCUACUCUAGAAAUGUUCGUACUAAAACAGCUAUAGUUAUAAUAUCGGUGUGCUGGAUAGCGGGUGUCUGCGUUGGUCUGCUACCAUUGUUCGGCUGGCACGCUGACGUGGAGGCAGCGCCAGGCUGCUACUUCGUCGAAGUUAUGGACUACAAUUACCUUCUGUUCCUGUACUUCGCGACCAUAGUCACUCCUAGCGUGCUCCUGGCAGCGUUUUAUGCUCACAUUUAUCGAGUGGUUGUAAAACAGCUAAGUGAGGUGGUGACAGUGAAUGGUAGUCAUGGAAGAGGCACCAUGCUUCGAGUACUGGGACCAACGCAGAAACGUGAAGUGAAAGCCACACAGAACCUUGCAAUCAUCGUCUUCUUCUUUAUCUUGUGCUGGAUACCUCUUUACACUGUGAACGCUGUUAAAGCCUUCGUUCCAGAACUGAACAUUCCGAACACGCUCACAUAUUUUUGCAUUAUAUUUUCCCAUUUAAAUUCCGCUAUUAAUCCAUUGUUGUAUGCUUACCAUUUGAAAGACUUUCGUGCAGCUUUAAAAGGUCUGAUCUAUACUAUUAUUGGCAGAGGUGUACCUAUUUCAGCUGCAUACAGGCCACCAGCACCAAUGAGGAGACCAGCGCUUGAGAGAUGCAAUGCUUUGAGAGAGCGUCCGAAAGUCUAUGUUAACUCCCCAAUCUGGUUGAGACAGAGAGAAGCGGAAGUUAUGGCUGCUGAGGAUAGAAAUAAGGUGGUAGCAAUAUCUGCACCUGCUGUUCAAGAUAUUCAACCGUUUAUAAAUGUGGUCGGUACAGAUAAUUCAAGCGGACUUCACACCCCCGAAGAAAGAGAAUCAGAUGGUCCCUAUCUCAUUGACGCUAAUCAAGAGAUAUGUCAAAGUCCAUACAAAAGAGUUGAGAAGUUAAUUCGUAGAGUACGCAGUGCCAGCGGAGAUAGCUGACACGAGCCUUGCCGGUAUGAACCGGCUUUUAGUGUGACUUGACCAUGAAGCUUUAAUAUUUUUCACUGAAAAAGACAUUCCCACAGUUUAUAAAAUGGUAAAACGACCAUGAAUGCUAGUCUACGACAGUUGCUUGGAAGGAUAACGAAAGUAGCGAAAUAUUUACGAGUAUAAGGAUUAAAUAGGUAUUCAUAUUUUAGAUAAGAACAGUUUUAAUUCGCUUUACACGUUGUAUUUUAAUAAAUUGUUGCUGGUCUAAGCAAAACCAGUCAAUUGUUGCUUCAAAAUAUAUUUAUUAUUCUACUAUAAAAACUUGUGUUUUUUACAUAGUACCUACCUACCUAUAUUAUUUGAAUACAAAUUUUGAUAAGAUUAGUUAAAUAUUUGACUCAGAGUAUAAAGUUAAAUACAAUAGUGAUUUAUCUAUUCAAUUUUUUGCUGGUUAUUUUAAGAUAUCUGCUUUAAGAGUUUAAGUCAGGUGAUUCACCUUGAGCUGCCUUGUGCAAUUGUAAUGAAAAUGAACGACGAGUAAUGCAAUAAAUUGCUGCCUAUUCCACAUCUUACGCCAUCUAUGGAAUCAAUCAACCUGAUUUUGUAGCAAACGGGGUAAUUACAAUAAAUGUUAACGUCAGAUAGAUGUCGCUGCCUGUCUAUCCUCAAACUGUAGAAUAAUUAAAUAAAAUAUAGGUUGGCUGUGUAAAAUUUCUGAAAUGCAUUACUAAUUUAUAUAUCUAAUAUCAUUAUUUUUUAUUAAGUUCUUAAUUACUUUAAGCACACUUUAUGUAAACUAGUUUUAUAUUUAUAAUUCGUGUUACUUUUUGUCAUCUGUGAUAUUUGUGUUUUAACGGUAAUGUUGAAUGAAUGUAUAACAAGUUGAUUAUUCCUAUUUAUUGGAAAAAAAUUUAGAUAAAAAUUAAAGAAGAAUAUGUUGCGAAUCCAUUAAAAUAAAUUUAUCGCCAUCUAGUGAACGAUUGCUUAAUUAUUAUAAUGUAAACGUCAGAUUAAGAGAUAUUGAGAUAUUUAUAUAGAUGUCAGUACUAGAAGAGUUUUAGAAAUUAUAAAUGAUAUACUUUAAAAAUAAAACAAUUUAUAUUUAUUAGUGUAUAUUUUUAAAAUUGUAUAAAUUUUGUAAUUGUGAUAAACCACCGUUUUAUCUGUUUAUAUCUAUCUAAAUUAUGGAUUAACGAUAGUACAUACUACAUUAUACUUGUAAUCUAAGAUGAUACUUUUAAACUUGUACAUCGUUUUAUGAUUUUUAAUAUAUUUUUAGAGUUGUAAUAAUGAUGUAUGACUGAAUGACUGAAUGACUGAAUACUUGAACAUUUAAUUAAAUGACAGUUCAGCCAAUUAUUUUAGGAUAUUUUUUGUCAUUAGACGCUUCAUUUAGAUGUGUAAGAUUUAUGUAUGUUAUAUAAUUAUAUUUUAUAUCUUUUAUAUAUAAGGACAGUAAAUUUAUGGACAGACAAUUUCAACUACUUUAAGAAAAUAUGGAUAUAAAAAAUCUCUUAAUGUGUCCAAUGUAAAGUAUGUAUAAUAAAGAUUUUAUAAUAUAAUACAAUACAAAAGAUAUAUUUAUUUUUACAUAGAUUUUCUGAAAUAUUUUUACAAAACUAUUUAGAUUUUACGACACGACGACCAUGAAAGAUUUAUUUAUUCUCACCUAAAUAAGUUUGUGAUGACGGCAAUAGUUCAUUCCAUCAAAUCAUAAUCAUAAAUUGUACCAUCGUAUAAGUGUAAAUUUCUUUCGAAUAUUUAACGUAAAAUAGGUGGAGAGGUGGAGAUAAUUAAUUAUGCAGAAAUCUUCCAUAUGAAUAAAAAUAACAAAUGGCAUUAUAAACAUUUUUUGCCGACGUCUGCAACUCGUUUAUUUAUUAACCUGUGUUGUGCAUAAUUUUUAUUAUAAGAGCAAUAUAAGCAAAUUUUGUAUUUUACUCAAUUCUGCAAAAGAAAAAUGCUUAUAAUUCGGUUUGUAUUUUUGUCACAUGUACAUUUUUCGCGUAACAAGCUUCAGAUACCUGUAUUUCUUUCAUAGAUUAAGGAUUGUACCUGGCAUUCUCUGUCUAGGCUGUCUCAUUAUGUUAUAGAUCAUAAUGGAACGUUUAUAUCGAGUAACAUUGAAUACAAAUAAAUUGAUUUGUAUAUGAAAAAUUAUUAAAUUGUUUGAUUAAUUAUAUAUAAAAAAUUAGCAGCCUGUUCCGGAUUCGUACGGCUGUAUUCUUUACGUACGAUUUUUCAAACAUUUUCUUUCAUACAAGUCUUGUCCUGACAAUUUACAAUCACAAUAAAAUAGAUUUAGCUAAAUAGGUACAGUCUAAGGUAUAAUGUAAAAAUUUGACGUUCAUAAGCGGCUAAAAUGUCCUACAUGAAUAAAUGAUUUUUGAAUUUGAAUUUGAAUUUGAAUAAGGCGUGAGUACAUAAAACACUGUUCAAAAAUGCACCGCCUACGUAUAUCUUGGUUUGCCCAAUGGUUAAUUGAUAGAGAACACCGUUCGGUGUUAAGUCCGCCAAAUGUACAUAGAAUUUUACUGUGCAUUAAAGUUUAAAUAAAUUAAAAAAUAAAAAACUAAUAAAAAAAAAACGAGUCAGCUAAUUUGACAAUUAGCUGACAAAAGUUAUCCUGUUUUUAAGAUUCGAUGGUAUAUACAUAUAUAUAAUAAUGUAAGGUGCAGCCAUUUUGAAGUUAAGCACUUAUAUUUAUUUUAGAAAUUGAUUUUUUUUAGUAUAAAAUAAAAUAAUUCUACUAUUAUAAUUUGUAACUGGACGAUGUCUGUACAUUCGAGAUACUUAAAAAAAACACGAUUACAGGUGUUUUAAUAAGAACAAUAGAGGUUAAAAAUAUAAUUUUUGUUUCCCUGUCUGUCUGUCAAUAUGUUUGCUCUAGCAUUAUGCAAAAAUUGGUGCAUCAAAUUAAAUGAGGUUUU